Molecule: messenger RNA, 354 nt
Organism: Loa loa (African eye worm)
Lineage: Eukaryota; Metazoa; Nematoda; Chromadorea; Rhabditida; Onchocercidae
Exons: 3
Coding region: 1-354 (117 amino acids)
Source: RefSeq, a predicted model, not a curated record
AUGAAAGAUGAAAUGACUGAGAAAAGAAAACAACGAGUGAUAAGUGUUAGUGGAAGGAUGAUGUUUAUUGAAGGUCAAGUUGGAAUUGAUCGAAAACAUUAUAUGAUCGGAAUUCUCGGGAAUGGAAAUGAUGAAAAUUUUGAUAGUAAACGAAUACUUGAUUCAAUUGCUAAAUCAAGAAAAUUCAAAAGGAACAAACGAGGAAUUUUGAAUAAGCCAAGCUCAGAUAGAAUAUUUCAACCGAAGAAACCACUAAAACAACUAUUGAAAAAUACAAUCAAACAAAUGAGAAUUCAACAGGAUAUUAGUCGAAAAAAAGAAUUGCCACAGGAAUUGCCACAGCAACAAAUGUAA